Messenger RNA from Cherax quadricarinatus, 771 nucleotides. NCBI's taxonomy places the organism in Eukaryota, Metazoa, Arthropoda, Malacostraca, Decapoda, Parastacidae. The record is from RefSeq and is a predicted model, not a curated record.
UUUACGAUUUUAUUUCAUUCCAGAAGUAUGUUCAGGUGCCAGUACUGACCGAAUUUGUUCCCAUAAGGAAUAUUGUGAAUUAGAUUAGUCCAUUUCAGACCCCCAAACAUACACAUACAAAUGCACGUACAUAAAUACACUUACAUAAUUGGUUGCAUUGGGGGCUGAUCGUAAACCGGGGGUCCACUGUAUUUGUAUGCAUUUUUAAGUGGAAAAAAGGGGUGUUCCACUUUAUGACAAUUUCCGCUUUACGGCGGUAGCCUGGUACCUAACCUGCCAUAUAAGUAAGGCCCUACUGUAUAUCUUUGUGUAUGUGCUUCUAAACUGUUGUAUCUGGGUGCCUCUGCAAAAACUGGUUAUGUGUGAGUGGGAGACAUACAAUAAGCACAAGCUUUUACUGAGGCAGAAUGUUACACAGAGCUAAAGUCCGUCCCAAUGAAGUGUGUUCAGUACCUUGUCUAUGUCUUCAUAUGUGUCAUGUGUGUCUAAACUUGCACAGGUGUGAGUGUCCAUCGGGAUACAUGGGUCCCACCUGUGUCCAGCCGUGUCCAGCAGGUCGCUAUGGCCAUGGCUGCCUCGAGGACUGCCGGUGCAACAAUAGUGGUUGUGACCGUGUUACUGGAGAGUGUGCGUGUGCGCCCGGCUGGCGAGGACCUCAGUGUCAGCAACCAUGCCAAGAAGGCAGCUAUGGGGCUGGCUGUGCUAUGAGCUGCAGCUGUGCCAAUGGUGCCAAAUGUGACCACAUCUCAGGUGCCUGUGUGUGCCCACCAG